AUGGGUUGCCUGGUGAACGUGAUCCACAACUACGGUGUGCACGUCACCAUGUGCCUGGGGCCGAGUAUGCUGCCGACGUUCAAUAGAUCAGGAGACUUCGUGCUGGUGGAGCAGUUGUCGGUGAUGACUGACAACAUCAGGCGCGGGGAUAUCGUCAUAGCAAAAUCGCCGACGAAUCCGAGGCACACGGUGUGCAAGCGGGUCCUUGGCAGAGGAGGGGAUGUCAUUGCCGUGCCGAAAGCUGGCAGCUUCGGUGGCACACAACGGGUCGAGGUUCCCCCUGGACACAUAUGGCUUCAAGGGGAUAACAAAGACAACUCGACAGACUCACGCGACUACGGACCUGUUCCCUUUGGCAUGCUUCGAGGCAAGGUUUUCUUGAAGGUCUGGCCGUUGAGCGAGCUGGGCUACGUGGCUCGUGAGGAAUGGCGGUCCGUCCUCACAGAGUAA
Molecule: messenger RNA, 450 nt
Organism: Micromonas commoda
Lineage: Eukaryota; Viridiplantae; Chlorophyta; Mamiellophyceae; Mamiellales; Mamiellaceae
Exons: 1
Coding region: 1-450 (149 amino acids)
Cellular component (GO): membrane; mitochondrial inner membrane peptidase complex
Molecular function (GO): serine-type endopeptidase activity
Source: RefSeq, a predicted model, not a curated record